AUGUCCCUGGUUGUGGAAUCGCAAUCCAAGCAGCAUAAACCGUCAAGAGACGGCUAUCAAAAGGAGGCAAGAUGGAAUGAUGAGGACGCGUUGUCAAGUUUACAACGAGAGGAAACCUUUCGAGGAGGGUGCAAACGAGACUUGUUACGCCGGCAAAAGAGUUCCUCGUCAUCCAUCAGAGGAGGCUUUCAAAGCAGCUCCUCGUCGACACGAAGUUUGCACGCGGAAGAAAGCAACCAGGCGUUUCUAACCGCUGCAACAUCACCUCGGAGGAGAUGUUUGGGGCAAAAGUUGUCCAAGGAAACCAUGGGAGAUGGGAUCUUUCUGUGUUGUCGUGGAAAGGACAAUGACGACUUGUUGAAAGGAGGGCACCACGACCACAAGAAGAAAAAGAAAUCAAAGCCUCGAUCAUUGUCCCCGAAGAAGCGGGGAGUAUCGCCAUCCAGAGCCAAUCGCCAUUCCAAAAGUAGGCCAGCUGAAGACCUACUGUACUAG
This is a messenger RNA of Seminavis robusta, 495 nucleotides long. Lineage: Eukaryota; Bacillariophyta; Bacillariophyceae; Naviculales; Naviculaceae. The record is from the annotation of a GenBank genome assembly.